AUGGCGGCCGGGUGGCGGAGGAGGCCGGGUCGGGUGAGGGCUGCUGAGGUGGUGGGUCAUGGUGGGGUGGUGCUGCAGGCGGCGGGCGGCGAGCGAGGCAGAGCUGCGGGCGACGACCGACGAGCGGGGCGGAGCUACGCGGGGAGUCGGGGCGCAGGCGGAGGCCGGACCGGCAAGGGCCACUGGGGCGGCGGGCGAGAGCAGAGCGGGGGCUGCUGGGGCAGCCGACGGUGGCAGCGAGGCAUUGCGAUGGGUGGCAGGGAAGGCGCUACAGGGGCCGAGGUCGGUAGGAGGUCGGAGGCCGAAGACCGGGCUGUUGGGGGCCGGAGGAAGCCGAAGGCCAGGGAGCCGAGGGCCACCGGGGGCUAG
Cryptomeria japonica (Japanese cedar) is the source of this 369-nucleotide messenger RNA. RefSeq lists its product as uncharacterized. The record is from RefSeq and is a predicted model, not a curated record. Bases 1 to 369 code for a protein of 122 amino acids. Lineage: Eukaryota; Viridiplantae; Streptophyta; Pinopsida; Cupressales; Cupressaceae. The transcript has a single exon.